Molecule: messenger RNA, 243 nt
Organism: Seminavis robusta
Lineage: Eukaryota; Bacillariophyta; Bacillariophyceae; Naviculales; Naviculaceae
Source: the annotation of a GenBank genome assembly
AUGGUAUUCGCCAAGAAGCUUCCCAACAAUGCUAUUACAGCUGCUAUUGUUGUCAGAGAAUAUGAUGCCAACUCCAAAGAUAGUCGCCGGUUCAAAUUCAGCAUGAAGGCGCGAGAACUCUUGCUGACAGCCAAGAUCAUGCUAGAAGGAAGAUUCCCCUCUGUUUUGACCAAGAAAACGCCUUACUACAAGAAAGUUCAAGAGCAGCUUGAAGCUUCAGUGGAGCCUUUGACAAGAGCCUGA